This is a messenger RNA of Schistosoma bovis, 4561 nucleotides long. The record is from the annotation of a GenBank genome assembly. NCBI's taxonomy places the organism in Eukaryota, Metazoa, Platyhelminthes, Trematoda, Strigeidida, Schistosomatidae.
UUUUUUCAGCGGGUUUGUACUUUCAUUCGUUUGGUUUGUUGAUGUGUUCCUAUGCAAUUCAUGACAUUGAAAUUUCUUUAAGUUACAUUUUCAAGGGGUUGGCAAUUUUUCGUGUGAUACUGAUACCUCGGCUACAAAGUGCUAUCUCUAACAGUUAACAUUUGGUAAUACCUUCUUGAUAACCGUUUUAUCCAAACGGUUCCUGUCAUAUUGAGGACAAAUGCGAAUCAUUCAACAGAUUCAUUGUAUAUGACGUUUGCUAAGAUAGCCUUAUCAGUUUCGCCUGGAUCGCCUCAAAGUAAUUUCGGAAAACAAGACGAAUAAUUCUAGCUACUCUGCUUACAUCCACUUUGAUAUGUCAUCAUUUUAGUCUAUAUUUAAAUAAAUGAUUCAUUUCGCUUGUACCUUUAAGAUAUAUUUUUCUCCCAAAGUCUUGAUUUAGUAAUAACACCCGGUGAGUAAAAUAGUUCAAUAAUUUUCGAUCAUAGAAGACCUAUUGAGGAAGUUGUGGUUUUACGUAUUCUCAAGAUUCCAUAGAGCUCGUAACUCAGACUGCCAGUUGAUGACUUCCGUGAAUAGUUAGUGACUCGGAUCAUUUACUAAAAUGAUUGCAUAAUCAGGCUAAAACUACACUUUGACGGCUUAUGUCACUUAGUAUCUCCCCAGGCCGAAGUAGUUAGGGCGCCGUUCAAAUAUGAGUGAGUAGUUCCAAGUUGCGUUUUAACUGCUAGUCAGUCGUAUUUCAGUCAGUGUCACGUGCUGCUCUGGUCCUCUUGAAUGAAAUAUCACAAGCAUGAGUAACCACUGACCGUUCAUAAAUGACAUUCAUUAACCAUUUUAACCCAUGAAGAAAUGUAGUACAAUUCAAUUUUGGACUACGGCCAUAUGGAACGUGUCAGGAAUGAAAACUUUCCUCGCUUUAAUCCAUACUGAGUCAAUUAUGAAUCAGUUUGGUCAUCAGUAUACUGUCCAACCACCACCUACCUUUUAUACGAGUGAUAUGAAUUCAUUUGGAAAUGCUGUUCAAAGACCUGGACCCAGGCCUUAUAGUUUUGAAGUUCCACCUCAAGAUUUUCAGUCUACACCCCCUCUUCGGAGUGACAGUGGAUAUUCGCUUUGUCCAUCCCAGUAUUACAGCAGACCUGGGAUAAUGCCUUCCACAGAAGAAACUUGUGUUAAUUUUCCAGAACAACUACCAAUAACCUCUGAAAUCAAUGAAAAUAGCAACGUAGUCCUUGACUAUCAAAAUCAGUUUAGUUUUCGUGUUCCUCCCGAGAUUCCUAGCUGGAUGACCUUAAAUUCCUCAGCUAGUAACUUCUACACUGAUAUUCAAAAAUACACUUCACAACCUAAUCCAACACCCCAGUCGGUAUAUACUGGGAUUCCAGUUCAUUACAAUAGAACUCCUGAGAACUCUACGUUUCAAAAUCGUGGGCGUGUUAGAACUCCUGGUCCUUUCAAGGGAAAUAGAGGAAGUCUUCGAAAUCGCCCCAACCAAGGUACUCACACCGCUAAUACUGCCGGUACGACGACAACUACAAAAGAACCAUCCAUUUUUUACUGCGAUAUUUGCAAAGUUAGUUGUGCAGGUCCACUAGCCUUCAAAGACCAUGAAUCUGGUCAACGCCACAAAAAAAGAUUGUCCCAGGUUGAAGCGAUUGAAAAAUUAAAACAGGAAGUCUCUACCGAUGGAAGUUCAUCAUUAAUUAUUAACUCAGCUUCACGAGAAUUGCGUUGUGAGCUUUGUGAUGUUGGUUGCACCGGUGCCGACUCUUAUACUGCCCAUUUAUCUGGUAGACAGCAUCAACGUACGCUCAAGUUACACAAGGAAUUGGGGAAACCAAUUCCAGAAACUGAUGAUCCCCUUGUACCAGCUAUUGUGGCAGAUAUGAUUGCCACUGCCGCUGACGAUGCUAAACCAGUUGAAGCGGAUGAAAAUAAAACAAAUCCUACGGAAAACACGUUUAUGAAACAUAUCGAUUUAAAACAACUUGCUGGUCCUGAACUACCUGCUGUUGGACAAGAGUAUUUAGAAACUAUUAUUAAUAGCAACAACAAAACUGUUAAAUAUCGUUGCAAGUUAUGUGAUUGUGAAUUUUCAAAUCCAGAUUCUCGUGAAUGUCAUUUACGUGGUCGUCGUCAUCGUCAACAGUACAAAAAGAAAGUCGAUCCAUCGUUUAUUGUCGAUCCAAAUCCAGGAAAUCAACUUCGUCGAAAAGUGAUAGCAGCUAAAGAAAAGAAGACGAGACGUAACGAACCAAAACAAAAUACUAGCAGUUUCCCCAGUUUCAGUACCUUGCGUAAUAGCAGUAUGACAGGAAAUUGUAUGAGUGGGAUCCCAUAUGACCGUUUUCCUGCAAAAGUCCCUCGAAUAUACUCUACUCAAACUCCUAAUAAAUCUCUAGAAAGCAGGUACAUCAGUUCUAAGCAUACAUCUUUGCUACCGACAGCUUGGGAAGUUCAGGCAAUGAUGUUGGCUGUAACGAUUUGUGAGCGCUCCUUGAAAGGCGUUAGUAACGACCUUUUAAAACAGGCGCGUUCAGCAUCAGAUCUUCCUGAUACCACCAUAUGUGCUAAAUCUUGUGAUGAUGAUAAUAAUCUGGAUGAAUUGGAAGAAAAAGUUGGUGAACGUCUGCUUUGUGGUGUUGUUCGUGUUGGUGCAUUGGGAAAAAAUGUACUCUUAAGGGGUGAACAUUCAGCAGAACUAGUUUUAAUAUGUUCUAAAUGGCCUACUAAAGAGUUAACAACUUAUGUAUCAACUAGUAUUACAAAAUUAAUGGAGUCACUGGAAUCCCGUCUUCAAUAUACUGUCACAGCAGAGCCUACUAUGGGAACAAUUACGGUCGUUGUGUCCUGUCCAGAUCCAUCCUUACUGAAUAAAAGUGACACCUGUGAAGUAAAUUUAAAACCUGCUUGCAAAGAAAACGAAUCUGCGAUAUGGCCUACUAUAACACUGGUAAUCAACUUAACUUCCCCGAUAGUAGUUCAAAAAAAUGAAGCCGCUCCUGAAGAUAAAAAUGAAGUCCCACCAGUUGUCCAACGUUUGAUCGUUGAUGGUCAUCCAAUUCCCAAAGAAAAAUGCAUCAAAUCCAUAGAUGCUCUUGAUCAUGCUUCAUGGUUUCAACAUAUUGCGAGCGGAGGUCCGAUACUCUUAAUUAGUCGUAUUUUACGCGACUUUAUCCAAUCUAAUGAAUACUGGAUCGAAUUAAAUGAAUUUGAUGUUGAAGUACACUUAGAUCAUCUCUUAUCUUUAGAGUACAAUAUGGUUAUUCGUUCUGGUUUCACUUCCCUCCCAUCUCAGUGUGGGUCACCGAGAAAUAUGCUUUCUGUACCAAGUGACUUUUUCCAUCCUUGCAAAUUACUACGUAGAUUUUUCGAAUCAAUGGCAAAUGGAUAUUUGUUCUUUGCAAUAAAACAUUCAUCUAAUUCAAAUAACACUGAGGAUUCUCCUAGGGAGAACAAUAUACCUGUGGCGUGUACAAAACCAUUUUAUGUUACAAUUUCUAAUGGAAUAUCAGAUGAAGUUUGUGAAAAAAUAACUGUUUCAGCCCAACAAAUAGUCAGACAAAUUGCUUUUAAUCAAUUAUACAAGGUAAGUGUUCUUAUUCCUGCUCUAGGAUUGUUUUUCUUAUACGUAACUUCAAUGAUUAAAACGAUCAUAUCCUUUCGAAAGCAAUCACCUUAGAACACACAUUUGUUUAUAUCACUUAGGUUUUACUAUAGUAUUCCUAUGUUAUACUAUCGCUUUGUAUAUGUAGCUUUUGUGUAUACUUGUCUUAAUUCACCACUGGGAAAAUCCAAUUGUCUUCACCUUUUUUCUUAUAUGACUAGUUCUUAUGCAUUCUACACCAGCAAGUUGUCCUGCGUUUUAAAUUACUUAUCCAAUUUGUUUAGACUUUUAUCUCUAAAGAUCGAUUUCACUCCGCUCUGAAGAUAUAUUAAGCUGUCCAGUAUACUAUUGUCGUCCAACACCAGUCAUCUACCUCCCGUUAUGUUAAGGGAUAAAUAUAGAAAGUGGUAUGUUGUAUUUUGUUAACAGUGAAUUAAAAGGAGACAGUUAAUUAGCUAAGACAAAUUAACCAGGCUUUUAUUUUCGCUAAUCCAUAUGGACCUUGCAUUCCAAUUUUUUACUGUUUAUUUACAACCAAUUCUCUAGGUUCUUGGUAUGGAACCUCUGGAUUUGCCUCACAACUCAGAUUUUGUCCAGUCAGGUGGUAAACAAGAACAAAACCCCGAUGUUUCACAAGGUCAGGAUACUUCCGAAAUCGAAUGUUCAGCUGAUGAUAAGAAGCAACAAAAUAAUUCAUCUCUUAAUGUCAGUUCUGUAGCAAAUGGCAUGAAAACGCAGGAAUUCUCGGCAGAAGCACUAAACGUUGAGUCAGAAUGUACUCCGGCCAAGCGAACUCGCCGCGCUACCGCCAACUCGAAAUCUUCCAUUUAAUUAUCUGCAUUUCAAUAUUACACGUCCAUUUAUUUGGUUCCACUGUCUUGAAGUUCUUUUAUAUCAUCCACAUGUUGUUCAUUCGUUCUUAAUCAAAUAUACAAUUUCCUAGUUAUCGUG